Molecule: messenger RNA, 1820 nt
Organism: Cynoglossus semilaevis (tongue sole)
Lineage: Eukaryota; Metazoa; Chordata; Actinopteri; Pleuronectiformes; Cynoglossidae
Product: epithelial discoidin domain-containing receptor 1-like
Exons: 12
Coding region: 241-1791 (516 amino acids)
Source: RefSeq, a predicted model, not a curated record
CAGAAGUCGCUGACUGAGUGGGUCGUAGCUGCCCCCCCCCCCCACCCCCACCGAGCUGAGCCUGGAUCAGUUAGAGGACACGAGUUGUUAAGGACAGAAACGCCGAGUUUCAGCUACUUUGACACCGACUCCAUCCAGAGGACUGGACUCCUGUCAAGCCGAACUUCUCUGGAUUUUUUUAGGUAUGCCUGUGGUCACUGCUGCGUCUCCGGACAGGUAACCAGGUGUGUCGCUGUGGUCAUGGCCCCGCCUUCACUGCGGCUGUUUCCUGUCACGGUCCUGGCGGUCGUGGCGGUCGUGGUGUCGUCGGCGGAGGAACACGAGUGGCACUUCAACCCAGCUCAGUGUCGCUACGCCCUGGGGAUGGAGGACGGCACCAUCCCAGACUCUGACAUCACGGCCUCCAGCGCCUGGUCCGACUCCACUGAGGCCAAACAUGGACGUCUGAGUACAGGAGAGGGCGACGGAGCCUGGUGUCCUGCAGGAGCCGUGUACCCCAGUGGGUCGGAGUACCUCCAGGUCGAUCUGCGCAAACUCCACUUCCUGGCUUUGGUGGGAACCCAGGGUCGUCACGCCGACGGUCACGGCCAGGAGUUCGCUCGCAGUUAUCGCCUGAGCUACUCCAGGGACGGAGUCAAAUGGAUCACCUGGAGGGACCGCUGGGGCCAGGACGUGGUGUCAGGGAACAAGAACACCUACGACAUCGUGCUCAAGGACCUGGGCCCCCCCAUUGUCGCCCGCGUGGUGCGCUUCCACCCCCUGGCCGACAGGGUCAUGAGCGUCUGCCUCCGAGUGGAGCUGUACGGCUGCGUCUGGGACGACGGGCGGACGGCGUACACGGCUCCAGUGGGUCACCUCAUGCACCUGCCCGCCAUGCCUGUCUACCUGAACGACUCCACCUACGAUGGCAGCACCGAGCAGGGGGUGCAGUUUGGGGGUCUGGGCCAGUUGUGCGACGGCGUCCUGGGGGGAGACGACUUCAUACAGACCAAAGAACUGAGAGUGUGGCCCGGGUACGACUACCUGGGCUGGAGCAGAGAGGCUCUUGGGCAAGGCAGCGUGGAUAUCGAGUUCCACUUUGAGAAACCCCGCGUCUUCCACAGUAUGCAGGUGCACAGCAACAACCGACACACUCAGGGCGUCAGGGUCUUCAGCAGAGUGGAGUGUGUGUUCAAACCCGGGAUCCUCCAGCCCUGGUCCUCUCCUGCCCUCACGCUGCCCGUGCCCCUGGAGGACCUGAAGGACCCCUCGUCCAGACCCGUCACGCUGCCACUCGGCGGCCGCCCGGCCCAGAUCCUCUGCUGUAAAUUCUUCUUCGCCGACCAGUGGCUGCUCAUCAGCGAGAUUUCUUUUCUCUCUGAACCCUUUGAGGAGGACGUGACAAACCCUGAUUCAUUCCUUCCUAAUCCACCCAAGGUUCCCAGCAGCAGUUUAUCUCCUCCUGUUAACCACACCUCCCUCCCCCCCACCUCCAACUACACCUCCUCCUCCAACACCACCGACGCCCGCUCUGAACCCCCCACCACCUCCACCUUCGUGACGGACACGACUGGUAACUGGACGCUGUCAGGGUCAGUGACCCCCAGAGCCGGUCUCCCCGUGGCCAAAGACGACAGCAGUAAUACGGCCAUCCUGAUUGGCUGCCUGGUGGGCAUCAUCCUGUUGCUAUUGGCUGUGAUCGCCGUCAUUCUGUGGAGACAGUACUGGAAAAAGAUUCUGGACAAGGUGAGUGAAAACGUACAAAUAACAGCUACUGUCGUAGCUAACGCUAGCUCUGGUGUCUGUAGUUAACGUUAGCUCUGGUGUCUGUACCAGGACUG